AUGGCGCUCUCCGUAUCCACGCCCACCUCCUCCUCCCUCGUCCCGUCCUCCCGUCAGGUGGUCAGGUUGACUUCGCGGUCGGCAAAGCCUGCGACUUCCAGCCUCCGGAGGCUGCCUGUGGCCGCGCGGGCCGCCGCUGGCAACGCACCCACGUCCCCGGUCAGCGAGGUCGUCACUGAGCUUGACGCGGUGGCCGGCUUCAGCGAGAUCGUGCCGGACACCGUCGUGUUCGAUGAUUUCGAGAGAUUCGCACCCACGGCAGCCACUGUUAGCUCGUCGCUGCUGCUUGGGAUCGCUGGGCUCCCAGACACCAAGUUCAAGAGUGCGAUAGAUACUGCGCUGGCAGAUGGUGAGUGCAACGCAUUGGAGAAGCCUGAGGACAGGAUGUCCUGUUACCUCACCAAGGCUCUGGCAAACGUUGGCGCUGAACUAGCUCAUCAAGUCCCUGGACGCGUUUCGACUGAAAUAGAUGCUCGGUUGGCUUAUGACACCCAGGGCAUUAUCCACAGGGUGCAUGAACUGUUGAAUCUAUACAACCAGCAUGAUGUCUCAACUGACCGCUUGCUAUUCAAAAUUCCUGCUACUUGGCAAGGCAUAGAGGCCUCAAGGUUGCUUGAAUCUGAAGGAGUUCAAACACAUUUAACAUUUGUUUACAGUUUCGCACAAGCAGCAGCGGCAGCACAAGCUGGUGCAUCUGUUGUACAGAUAUUUGUGGGGCGGUUGCGGGAUUGGGCAAGGAAUCACUCUGGUGAUCCAGAGAUAGAUGAAGCUCUGAAGAAGGGAGAAGAUGCUGGGCUUGCUUUGGCGAAGAAAGUAUAUGCCUAUAUUCACAGAAAUGGGUACAAAACAAAGUUGAUGGUCGCUGCCAUACGGAACAAGCAGGACAUAUUUAGCCUUCUGGGGAUUGAUUACAUCAUUGCACCACUGAAGAUAUUGCAGUCUCUGGAAGAAUCUGUCACCGAUCCUGAUGUGAAGUACGGUUAUGUCCCAAAGUUGACUCCUGCUUUUUGCAAGACGUACAACUUCACUGAAGAGGAGCUUGUGAAGUGGGACCAGUUGAGCCUAUCAGCUGCGAUGGGGCCAGCUGCAGAAGAACUACUUGCUUCAGGACUAGAGGGAUAUGUGAACCAAGCACGCCGCGUUGAGGAGCUCUUUGGGAAGAUCUGGCCACCUCCCAAUGUUUAA
Miscanthus lutarioriparius is the source of this 1185-nucleotide messenger RNA. The record is from the annotation of a GenBank genome assembly. NCBI's taxonomy places the organism in Eukaryota, Viridiplantae, Streptophyta, Magnoliopsida, Poales, Poaceae.